Molecule: messenger RNA, 898 nt
Organism: Chara braunii
Lineage: Eukaryota; Viridiplantae; Streptophyta; Charophyceae; Charales; Characeae
Source: the annotation of a GenBank genome assembly
GGCUAUGGCGCUGCAUGGGUACAGGCCCGGGUACUGGUAUCACCAGGCCCGCUGGAAGCCCAUGUCUAGGGAAGGGCCCUGGAUCACAGUCAUGCUCAACUAUGAUGGGGGUGAUGAAGUGAGAAUGAAGAUUAACGUGGAAGGGGCAAAAGAGGUGGAGAUGCGGAUUGAUGGGAAACUGCAGGAUGCGAUCACGGAGGCGAAAGACCGUGCGGAGAGGCGCUGCAGGAGGGACCAAGUGACUGCAAGGUUGCAGGUAACGGUCUCGUAUCAUGAGACCGAGACCUCAAUGGACACAGCGGACCUGGAACAGUCCCACGUGGACAGGGACUCAGGUGGUGAGAGUGAAAUGAGCGAAGCGGGAGACCGGGAGACAGAUCUCAGAUCCUGGAAUAGACCAGGCGAGAUCCAGAGGCAUCACCGGGCCGCGGAGCCAGUGGAAGAGGGACCCGAGGCCAGCUCUCGGCAGCUGACACCCAGAGGCCGUGGGACGGGUGAAAGGCCGAUCAAGGGGAAAAGACAGCUCUGAGAAAAAGGCAGACACGGUGUCGAGCCCCCACUGCUCCAAGGGUUUGGUUAGACGUCCUUCCCCGGCCCGAGCUCAGUGGGUUGGAGGACUUGCAGGCUGUCACGCAGGAUUUUGACAAGUUUAAAAUAGAGGUGUAUUCAGAGUCAGUCUUUGUCACACUUAGUCAUACAGCCGAGUAGUCAGGGUUAUCCCUCCUGCCAGCGGCGACACGGCUUAGAGUAAGGCGUUCGGGUUUAUCGCCUGCACCUAACCCCGUAUAAAGGUUAGACCCAAGGUCACCGGAGUCCCUAUCAUCCAGGAGUCCUUCAAGCUGCCUUGAGUGUAACCUGUAUAAAAUAAGGAGGAAAAUAACAAACAUGCAUCAUAGAG